Clunio marinus is the source of this 3131-nucleotide messenger RNA. NCBI's taxonomy places the organism in Eukaryota, Metazoa, Arthropoda, Insecta, Diptera, Chironomidae. The record is from the annotation of a GenBank genome assembly.
GGUGAAAUCGCAGAAGAAUUGGAACAGAUUUAUUACUUAAAAGAAAAUAAAAUAUUUUUAAAGAUUAGUGCUGAAACAAAGUGGCAAAGUCAAUAAGGUGUGAAGAAAAGAAAAUUUAAAUAUUAGAAAUGUGAAGAUUUGCGCAACCAAAGAUUUCUUUUUCAUGAAUUUUUUAAAGUUUUACAUAAAUAAUUUCUAAAUAAAAGAGAAGUUUAAAAAGACUUUACAAAUGUUGUCCUGUCUGGUGCCUCGUUUUGGACAAGAAGAUAUGCCGUCAUCAACAAAAUUUGACAUACAAUUUCAGCCAUUGGCGAUUGCACGUAAUGACGACGACUCUUCACAUCAAAAUGAAUUUAUUAACUGCACUCAUUGUCAACUUGAGUUCUCUAACUUUCAAUCGUUAAAAGAUCAUAUAAUGCAAGUACACCAACCAACAUCCGAAGCACCGAAUAUGUCAAUAAAUGGAAUGACACACCAACAGCAACAACAUUUCUCACCACCACCUUCGUUACUAUCGCCUGGACAAUUCUCAUACAAUGUAACUACAGGUGUAAACGAAGGUGGGCGUCAAUCGAACAGUCCAAAUAAUUUGAAUACUCACGCAUGCUCUUACAAUCAGUGCUCCGCCUCAUUCCCAACAUUAGAAUUAUUAGAGAAGCACGAAAUGAUCCAACAUUCAUCAGGUGCUACAAAUGUGUGUUGUCGAUUGUGUCACAAAACAUUUGCAAAUGUUUAUCGACUACAACGUCAUAUGAUUUCACAUGAUGAAUCAGCGUUAUUAAGGAAAUUUAAAUGCACCGAUUGUGAUAAGGCUUUCAAGUUUAAGCAUCAUUUAAAGGAACAUCUUCGUAUUCACAGCGGAGAGAAACCUUUUGGAUGUCCAAAUUGUGGCAAACGAUUCUCACAUUCGGGAUCAUAUUCCAGUCACAUGACCUCUAAGAAAUGCAUCAGUAUGGGAUUAAAAAUGAACGGUGGUGCAGGAAUGGCGCCAAAUGGUAACAACAUUAUGAUGAAUGGUUCGAAAAUGAAAUCAGAAAAGAAACAACAACUUUCGAUGGCAUCGACAUUAAAUCAAUCACAUUUGUCGAAUGCAGGAAAGUUCUUAAGCAAUUCAAAUUCUUUUCUUCCAAUGCUUCCAAACAUCCCAAAAUAUGAGGGUUACGAUGUGAUGAAUGCAGCAUUUCUUGCAACGCUUUCGCAUCCAUUCUACUCAAUGGGAUUAAAUCCAAAUCUUAAUCCUUAUCACAUUCAAAACUUACUCAAACUCACCGGUGUUCACAAUCUUAAUCCACCGAUGGAUGAAGAGAAGACAAAUGAAGAACAUAAAAGUCCAAAUCAACAUUCUAAUCCCGAAGAUUUAAUUGAAGAAGUGAAUGAGAAUGACGAAUCUAAACUUGUCAUGGAUUUAAAGGACGAAGAAGAAAAAAUUGCGAAGAUUCAAAGAGAAAAGUUUGAUGAUGGAAAUGAUGAUGAAGACAAUGAUGAUCCGAUGAAUAAUGAAGAAACUUUAUUAACACAUGAAUCACGUGAAAAAUCUCAAUCACCGAUUAUUAAACAAGAACAUCAAAAUUUUGAUGAUUCGGGGAACGACUCACUACGCUGUCAGCAUUGUGAUAAAGUUUUCAAUCAUCCGGCUGAACAUUUGCAACAUGAGAAGAUUUUGUGUAAUGCGAUGUUGAUGAAAAAUCAUGAAGGAAUCAUGGCUCAUAUGAAUGAGUCACUGAAUUCAUCAAAUAAUAAUGGUUGCAGUGAAGAUGAUAACGAUGAUCGUGACUCAAAAAUUUCCACAGAAUCUGAUCGUAAAGUUCGAGUUCGGACAGCAAUUUCCGAUGAACAGCAAGCAAUUUUGAAAGAAUUCUAUGCGAUUAAUGCACGACCAAAUCGUGAUGAUUUCAGGAACAUUGCACAACGAUUGAUGUUGGAUCCACGUGUUGUUCAGGUUUGGUUUCAAAACAAUCGAUCGCGUGAAAGAAAACAGAAUGGAAAUCGCGAUUGUCAGUUUAAAGUGAGUGAUGAACAGCCUUUAGAUUUAUCGAUGAAGAAAGAGAUGAAAACGGAAACGCCAACAACUUCACCACGUUACGGAAUUGUUCCUCAUCAACAUUCUUCCGAAGAUGAUCAAGUUCUUAAUUUGAGUCGUAAAAUGACGCCAUUCUCACCAAUCUUCCAACCAACUUACAACGCUGAUUUCUUGACGCGACAAAUUCCAUCACCAAACGAGGCUGUGCCUCGAAUGACAAACAUUCGCAACGGGUACCAUUUGCCACUUGGCUUACCACUCGAACGUCUGCUUCAAUUUACACCAGAAAUGAUUAUGAUGAAACAAGAUCAACGUGGAAAUAGUUUGAGUCCCGGAAGUUCUGAAAAGCGUUCAUGGAAAGAUGAAGAAAGUCGUUCUUUCGACGAAGCCUUGAAUCAAUCACACCAACAUUAUCAAACACAACGCCGAAUGCCUAAAAUGAAAUCGGAAAUUCCACCCGAUUCUGAUGAAUUCAAUUUCGUUUGUGAUCUUUGUGAUAAGGCUUUUCGAAAGCAGAGUUCAUUGGCUCGUCAUAAAUAUGAACAUUCUGGUCAGCGACCAUUCAAAUGCACCGAGUGCCCCAAAGCCUUUAAGCAUCGUCAUCACCUUACUGAACACAAACGUUUACACUCAGGUGAAAAGCCUUUCCAAUGCGGCAAAUGCUUAAAACGAUUCUCUCAUUCCGGCUCAUACAGUCAGCACAUGAACCACAGGUAUAGUUAUUGCAAACCUUAUCGAGAUUAGUUAAUGAUGCAACGCUGGCAAAAGCAUCAUGAACAACUGAAAUUCAAUCAAAUUUUGCCGCCGUUUUAAAGAAAGACAUACAACGCGACUAGAUAUUAAAAUAAUCACAAAGUUGAUGAAAUGAAAUUCCAUUUCCAUAAAGUUUAGUUAAAAAAUUUGUUAAACAUAAAUAAAGCUCAAGCAUCCCUUGUUCAUCCACCUCACAUUGUCCCAGUCGAAAUAAUAAUUUUUCGUACUUAAAUCAUUGAGAACAAGAAAAGCAAAGAAGAAAAAGAAGUCAAAGCAUCUUCAUCAUAAUUCUUACAUCUAAUUAACUGUUCAUUGUAUUUUUCAAAACUAUAACCACAAAUAAUAAUAAUAAUAAUAA